AGAAAAUCCUUUUCUUACAUUAUAAUAUGAGUCAUAUAGUCAACAUCCAAGACCAAGUUUCUCCUCCAAUUUGAUCGCAUCCUAGAUAGCUCAUUGUCCAAUUUCAAUUUCUUGUGCAUAAUUGACGAAACGCGUCCUAAUUUGUUGUGCUUCGUCAAUGCUUCUUCCAUUAAAUAUAAACGUAAUACAAAGUGAGAAAAAUGCCACUGUUUCCUACCUACAAAUUAAGUUGCUAAUGCCCAGGAAAUGUUGGUCAAAGCUCUGCUUCUCUUCCUCCUCUUCCGAUUUUGCGAUUCCAGGGACACCUUAACAUGGAACCAAGAACAACUGAAGGAUGAUGGUGGAGUUCUUGUGUCCAAACAGAGCAAGUUCGAGUUGGGUUUCUUCAGCCCCGGAAAUUCUAGCUACCGGUAUAUUGGAAUUUGGUAUUCUCAGACUAAAGUAUCUGAGAAAACAGUGGUGUGGGUUGCAAACAGGAACAAUCCCAUCAAUGAUACCUCUGGUGUGCUCAAAAUAAACAGGUAUGGAGAACUGACCCUUUAUGCUUAUAACAUGAACAGCACUCCUGUUUGGUCCACCAAUGUGUCACGGCCGGUCCAGAAUAAUAACGCAAGCACUUUUUCUGCACAGCUUUUAGAUGCAGGAAAUUUAGUUGUGUUCCAGGAUGAUAAUAAUGAAAUCUAUGUAUGGCAAAGUUUUGAUUAUCCUACAGAUACUCAAAUUCCAGGUGUGAAAGUCGGGGUGAAUUGGAAAACUGGGCUAGAAUGGGUUUUAACAUCUUGGAAGUCACAAGAUGACCCUGGACUUGGGGACUAUACCUUUAGGCUUUAUUCAGAUCAGACUGCCGUCCCCCAAUAUUUUAUAUAUAAAGGUUUGAGCAAGUAUUGGCGAAGUGAUUCAGGGCCAGAGGGUCCUUUUGUCACUAAUCAAGAGGAAACUUAUAGUUUCCUAAAUUACACCAAUGCAAUUACAAGAACGACGUUGACCGAUUCUGGUAGGUUACAUCGCCUUACAUGGGAUAAUGGUGGCCUUCAAUGGAAGGAAGACUAUUCUGCACCGAAGUCCCAGUGUGAGUGGUAUGGACAGUGUGGUGCCAACAGCAAAUGUAGUCCUGACAAUAUUAAUGUGUUUGAGUGUGAAUGUUUACCAGGGUAUGAGCCUAGUUCUAUAAAUGAUUGGAAUCAGAAAAAUGGGUCGGGUGGAUGUGUGAGUAAGCGAGUUGGUGUAUCAAAGUGCGGGAAUGGAGAUGGGUUUGUGAAUGUGGCAAGAGUUAAAUAUCCAGACACAUUAAUAGCAUCACGGUUGAGAACAGGUAUGAGUGCCAAAGAGUGUGAGCAGGACUGCUUAAGAAAUUGUUCUUGCACCGCAUAUUUGAGCAUCCAACAUGAAGGGCUUGUGGAUUGCUUGACAUGGUAUGAUGACUUGAUGGACAUUUUAGUGUACACACAGCGUGGACGAGAUUUAUACGUUCGUGUGAAUAAAACAGAGUUAGCUGCAUAUGCAGGAAGAUCACAAGUUUUCUUGGAAAGGAGGGGUAUGCUAGCUAUUCCAAUAUUGUCUGCUCUACUGGCAUUGGUACUAAUCAUUAUGCUUGGUUGUUGGUGGCGUAAGAAGAACAGGAACACAAAAGGCAUAGACUUUGUGGAGGCAGAGGAGCUUGAGGAAACUCAGAGACACCCCGAAUUGCAAUUUUUUGAUCUUGACACAAUAAUAGCAGCCACAGACCACUUCUCUCCUGUCAAUGAACUUGGCCAUGGUGGUUUUGGCUCUGUUUAUAAGGGUCAGCUACCAAAUGAACAGAAAGUUGCUGUGAAAAGAUUGUCCAAAACUUCAGGACAAGGGAUUGAAGAAUUCAAAAAUGAAGUUGCACUUAUAGCAAGACUUCAACACAGGAACCUUGUGAAACUUUUAGGCUGUUGUAUAAAGGGAGAAGAAAGGAUGUUAGUCCUAGAAUACAUGCCUAACAAAAGCUUGGACUCCUUUCUUUUUGAUAACACAAGACGGUCCUUCUUGGAUUGGGAAAAGCGCUUUGAAAUUAUCAACGGGAUUGCUCGUGGGAUUCUAUAUCUUCACCAAGACUCAAGAUUGAGGAUUAUCCAUAGAGAUCUAAAAACUAGCAAUGUUCUACUAGAUGCUGAGAUGAACCCAAAAAUUUCUGAUUUUGGCAUGGCUAGAAUAUUCCACGGGGACCAACUGCAAGAUAAGACGAACCGAAUUGUUGGAACAUAUGGCUACAUGUCACCGGAGUACGCGGUAUUUGGAAGAUUUUCCACAAAAUCUGAUGUCUUUAGUUUUGGGAUCAUAAUGUUGGAGAUUUUAAGUGGCCAGAAAAACAAUGGUUUUGAUCUGGAGGAUCCUUCCAUGAACUUAAUAAGAUGUGUUUGGGAGCUCUGGGAAGAAGGCAGAGCCCUAGAUAUUGUGGAUUCGACGCUGAAGUCAUAUCAGCCUAAUGAAGUCAUGAGAUGCAUACAAGUUGCACUCUUGUGUGUACAAGAAGAUUCGAAGGACCGACCUGCCAUGUCAGCCAUUGUUUUCAUGUUGAGUGGUGAAGCAUCUCCUCCAUUGCCUAACCAGCCGGCAUUUGUUUACAGAAGAAAUUCCGGCACUGAUGUUUAUCCAUUACUUUCAAACAGAUCUUAUUCUAUAAACGAUGUGACAGCAUCUACAAUGGAAGCUCGAUAACGAUGCAAACUUAAAAAUUAUUCAGUAACAAGUUUCUGUUACAAAAUUCUUGAAAUCAACACAAUAGAAUAGCAGAAGCCUCCUAGGCAUUUCAACAA
This is a messenger RNA of Rosa rugosa (rugosa rose), 2780 nucleotides long. Its product is annotated as G-type lectin S-receptor-like serine/threonine-protein kinase RKS1. The transcript has 7 exons. The record is from RefSeq and is a predicted model, not a curated record. Gene Ontology annotation, biological process: recognition of pollen; protein phosphorylation. NCBI's taxonomy places the organism in Eukaryota, Viridiplantae, Streptophyta, Magnoliopsida, Rosales, Rosaceae. Gene Ontology annotation, molecular function: ATP binding; protein serine/threonine kinase activity. The coding region runs from base 247 to 2682 and encodes 811 amino acids.